ACAGAGAAAACAACAAAGCAAAGCCUUCAUACAACCAAGAGGAGUGUUUACCUACCACUGUGUGACUUACUAUCUGUGCCUGAGACAUAACCGACGGCUGUGCGGCAUAGUUUAUUUCUUGAGGUUUCAGCAAGGUUCACAGAUGAAAAAUAGCUAGCUAUAUCACAAAGGGGUGUUUAUAAGCCUUCGACUUAUCAUCGCACAAGGUUAAUAAUUCCUUGAUUCACUGUUCCACUCGUGAAGGUUUAUGAGGUCAGUACAGUCCUCUCACUUCACUGAUGGAUCCCUACCUGUCUUCGUCUUUCCUGACGCCCUGACAUUCUACCAGGAUGACCAGUCAUCACAUAAACAAGUUUUGACCGUCUACAAUCCAUAUGAAUUUACCCUUAAAUUCAAAGGUACAGUAUUAUGUACAGCUCCCGGUAGAUACCUAGUUGUUGAAGCAGAAGGAAUCAUCAAGCCAAGAUGCUGUGUGGACAUAGUAAUACGGCACACAGCAGUGAAGACUACAGAUCCUAACAUUCAGGAUAAGUUCAAGCUGCAUGUGUUUAAACAAGGCACCAAUAAACUUCUCGGCCAGAAAGAGGUGCUGUCCGUUUUGCUGCAUAGCAAGAGUGCACCACAGGUCAGUUGCAGAUACACAAAAAGGGGGCGUGGUAGGGAAAGGGGACUUGUUGUUCCUAGUAUGGCAGAAAGACCAAUUUUUUAAUAGGAAAGCAAAUGUGGACGG
Nematostella vectensis (starlet sea anemone) is the source of this 730-nucleotide messenger RNA. RefSeq names its product motile sperm domain-containing protein 1-like. The record is from RefSeq and is a predicted model, not a curated record. Gene Ontology annotation, cellular component: cytoplasm. NCBI's taxonomy places the organism in Eukaryota, Metazoa, Cnidaria, Anthozoa, Actiniaria, Edwardsiidae. The transcript is spliced from 4 exons. Bases 248 to 709 code for a protein of 153 amino acids.